AUGGAUAUCAAAAGCUUAAUUAAAAACCUCAACAUAGAGCUCACUUGUUCCAUCUGCCUGGAUUACUUUACUGAUCCAGUGAUUGCCAAUUGUAGUCAUAGUUUUUGUAGGGAAUGUCUUCUCCAGUGCAUGUGGGGAGCUGGUGACACAUUAACCUGCCCAGAAUGCAGACAACUCAUCCAAAUCAGUAAUUUGGUGCCCAACCCAAAUCUGCAGAAGCUUUCUACGGCUGGCAAAACAAUCGGUCCUCAUUUGCUUCAGAGCAUGGUGGCUUUGGCCACCUGUGAUCAACAUUGGGAAAAAGCAAAGUUCUUCUGUGAGGAAGACCGAAAACUCCUCUGUGACUCUUGUUCAAUAACCCAAGAACACAGGGAUCACCGAAUUCUUCCCCUGGACAAUGCUAUUGCUGAAGGGAAGGAGAAACUUCAGGAAACAUCGAAUAUGUUACAGAAAAAACAGGAGAAAUUUAAAAUUGCAUUCAGAUGUAUGAGGAACAGAAAAAUUUAUUUUAGAGAGAUUGCUUAUGCUUUUAAAGAGUCAAUUAUAAAUGAAAAUGAGAAAAUGCACCAAUUCUUAUGGGAUGAAGAAGCUCUAUAUCUACAAAUAUUAGAUGAGGAAUCCAAAGACAACCUGGAAGAAAUUGAGGAGAAGAAGACCAAACUGACCCAGCAAAUCCAGAAUCUGCAGCAAAUGAUAUUAGAAAUAGAGAAGAGAUUAGACAAGAAUCCCUUGGAAAUGCUUCAGGAUAUGAAAAACACCUUGGCAAGGAAUGAGGAGCUACUAAGCCAAAAACUAGAGGUUUCUUACCCUAUCUGGAGCAUCUGCUACAUCACUGGCUUGCAAGAAAUGCUCAUAAGCUUCCAGAGGAAUAUAACUUUAGAUCCUGAUACAGCCAAUCCUCAUCUUAUCCUGAAUGAAGAAUUGAAUAGUAUCAAGUAUACGAGUGUUCCCAAAGAUCUGCCUGACAAUGAAGAAAGAUUUGACUGUUGUCUUACUGUCCUUGGGACCCAGACCUUUACUUCAGGCAAACACUAUUGGGAAGUGAACGUGGGAGAUAAGACAGAAUGGAUAGUGGGCAUCUGUGAAAAUUCAAUCAGCAGAAAGGAGACACACUCCCUAUCAUCAAAGGAUGUAAGAACCUUAAUGGGCUUCACAUCUGAAAAAGAUUUCUUUCUCUGGAAUUCACAAUGUGGUUUUUAUGAGAGUGAGCCUAUCCAUGUGGUAGGUAUUUUUAUUGAUUAUGAAAAGGGGCAUAUAGCAUUUUAUAACUCUAUAGAUGGAUCCCUCAUCUGCAGUCCCCCAAACAUAGCCUUUCAAGGACCUAUUCGCCCUUACUUUUCUUCUUGUUAUCCUAAUGAAAAUAGUAAUUCUGGAUCUAUUAUUAUUUGCUCUGGGAGUAAGUCUGCCAAUGAUGUAAAUUACUAUGGGAAUGCUCUCAAUGACAAGUGAUUAAAAA
Antechinus flavipes (yellow-footed antechinus) is the source of this 1456-nucleotide messenger RNA. RefSeq names its product probable E3 ubiquitin-protein ligase TRIML1. The transcript has 6 exons. NCBI's taxonomy places the organism in Eukaryota, Metazoa, Chordata, Mammalia, Dasyuromorphia, Dasyuridae. The coding region runs from base 1 to 1449 and encodes 482 amino acids. Gene Ontology annotation, molecular function: protein binding; zinc ion binding. The record is from RefSeq and is a predicted model, not a curated record.